This is a messenger RNA of Exophiala dermatitidis NIH/UT8656, 1363 nucleotides long. RefSeq names its product DNA-repair protein complementing XP-A cells. NCBI's taxonomy places the organism in Eukaryota, Fungi, Ascomycota, Eurotiomycetes, Chaetothyriales, Herpotrichiellaceae. Gene Ontology annotation, cellular component: nucleotide-excision repair factor 1 complex. The record is from RefSeq and is a predicted model, not a curated record. Gene Ontology annotation, biological process: nucleotide-excision repair, DNA damage recognition; UV-damage excision repair; nucleotide-excision repair involved in interstrand cross-link repair. The transcript has a single exon. Bases 160 to 1248 code for a protein of 362 amino acids. Gene Ontology annotation, molecular function: damaged DNA binding.
GAAUUCGGCGCCACUGCAGUGGCACGCCAGCCAUCAAUGACUCGAACUGCCUGUGUUGCCUUAACGGCCAAAUUUGAAUACUGACUGUUGUACCAAUUCAUCAAGUCACCACAGCUAACACGGACGGCGCGCGAGAUUUUGCGUGUGGGCACUUACAAAAUGUCGCAGUCCCGAUUGACCCCUCCGCCGCGGUCUGACGAGGCGCAAGCCCGCGCCUCCCUCACUCCGGAGCAGGUGAGGAGGAUAGAGAUCAACCGUCUGAAAGCAAAAGCGCUUCGAGAGCAACGAGAAGCAGAGGCCGCUACAGAGUCAAGGCUCCGGACGCCGGAUGCCUCGGUCGCAGGCCAGAAGCGCAGGUACGGCACAUUCUCCGGUGUCCCGGCGACGAUUCGCGAUGCCAGGACGGAUGGCGACCCAGGUCGUCCGCUGGAGGCAAUCCGGCCGGCGCGGAAUUUCACAAAAUACGUCGAUUAUGACUUCAGUAAGAUGGCGGAUACAAAGGGUGGGUUUCUGACAGCAGACGAUGAUCCUCAUAACAAGGCCAUGCAUGCCGAUGAGCAGGACAACAAGCCUGCGCACAUGACCCAAAAGGAGUGGGAAAGACAGCAACUUCUAAAAUCUUUGCGCAAUCAGAAGGCUGGACCAUUCGAACCAGGAAUCAGUGCCGUCAGAGAUGAGACUACUCAAUCAUGCCGGGAAUGUGGUACUCUGGAGGUGGAUUGGAAGUGGCUUGAUGUUUUUGGUCUUGCCGUCUGCAAUGCCUGCAAAGAAAAGUACCCUGAAAAGUACAGCCUGCUCACCAAGACCGAGGCCAGAGAAGAUUAUCUUCUUACGGAUCCUGAGUUGAAGGACGAAAAGCUUCUCCCGCACCUUGAGAGGCCGAAUCCACACAAGUCAACUUGGCACAACAUGUUUCUGUAUUUGAGGUGUCAAGUGGAAGAAUAUGCAUUUUCAGAAAAGAGGUGGGGUUCUCCGGAGGCAUUAGACGCCGAGUUCGAGAGACGAGAGGAGGAGAAAAAGAGACGAAAAGAGAAUAAAUUCAAGUCCAAACUCGCCGACUUGAAAAAGCGGACAAGAGUGGAAGCACAUCAGCGCAGCCGGAAAGGCGGUGGUGGGAACUUCGGGGACGACUUAGGGGACGGGAAGCACGUCCACGAAUUUGGACUGCCGGUGGACAACCCUGAGAGUGGGAUCACUCUGAAGAAGUGUGUAAUAUGUGGGCUGGAAGUCGAAGAACUAGACCUGUAGCAGUAGUAUUCUUGCCUUUUGAUGUUCAACAUGCCUCAUUAUGGUUGGGUUGGCAUCGAACCAAUAUUCACUGAAUAACAACUCUUACCCAGAGCAUGAUUCUUCUGAGCCUCUC